AUGAGCAGCAGACACGUCCUCAUCCUCGGCGGCCACGGCAAGGUCUCGCAGUACCUCACCCCGAUCCUCCUCAACAAGUCGUGGACCGUCACGAGCGUCAUCCGCGCGCAGGAGCAGGUGCCGACCAUCGAGAAGCUCGGCGCCGGCAGCGCGGGCAAGCUGAACGUGCUGGUGCGCAGCGUCGAGGACGUCAGGGACCAGGCCCAGGCCCAGGCCAUCUUGGACGAGGUCAAGCCCGAUACCGUCAUCUGGAGCGCCGGUGCCGGUGGAAAGGGAGAUCCUCAGAGAACAUUCACCGUCGACCGCGACGCCGCGAUCCACUUCGUGAAAGCCUCCGUCGCGACCCCCUCCGUCAAGAAAUUCAUCCUCGUCUCCUACCUCGCCUCCCGCAAGAACAAGCCCACCUGGUGGUCCGACGACGAGUGGCAGGGCGCCCUCGACGUCAACAAGAAGCUCUCCAACUACUUCAAGGCAAAGGUCGCCGCCGACGAGGUCCUCUGGGAGGAGUCCCGCACGCGCCCCGACUUCGCCGGCGUCAGCCUGCGCCCCGGCACGCUGUCGGACGAGCCCGCCGGCAAGGUCGAGUUCGGUAAGACCAAGGGGUCCAGGGGCACCUCGAGCAGGCAGAGCGUCGCGGAGGUGGCGGCGCUGAUUGCGGAGCAGGAGGGGUUCAAGACUUCGUGGGUCGAUCACUUGGACGGGCAGGAGGAUCCGAAGGAGGCCGUGGCCAGGGUCGCGAGGGAGGGGGUUGAUGUCGCGGAGGGGGAGGCGUUUUACAAGGCUUGA
Molecule: messenger RNA, 786 nt
Organism: Colletotrichum karsti
Lineage: Eukaryota; Fungi; Ascomycota; Sordariomycetes; Glomerellales; Glomerellaceae
Product: nad dependent epimerase dehydratase family protein
Exons: 3
Coding region: 1-786 (261 amino acids)
Source: RefSeq, a predicted model, not a curated record